AUGGUGCUUAACCUCGUCCAGCUUGGAGAAAGCCUCGUUUUUGAAACAGGUCAAGAUGUGAUGGCGGGCAACGGUGUAGUAUUGUUUGGAAUGAGCCCUGGAAAUCCAUACUUUAAAUCCCACGUUAUUGAGGACUAUGUGCAAUACUUGGGAAAGGACAAAAGAAGAAUAAUUGUGGUUGUACCACAGCAGCCAGCUGAACAUACGUACAGAGCUCUGGGGAGUAAAGAUGCUGUGAAACGAGCCAAGAAAAACUCCAGUCAGCUCAAGUCGCAUUGCAGAAGAGCUAUUGAUAAGGUAUGUACAGAAAAAAAAUAUAAUACUGUCACUGAUUAAUUCUUGAUACUUUAAGAAAGCUUCAAAAAGUACGUUUAAAUAUCCACCGCAACAUUUUUUUAUUUAUUAUGUUUGUAUUCUAUAAAACUGACGCGCACUCGCUCUCUUUCAUAAGCUGGAUACAAGCUGAAAUUUUAUAUAAUUUUUUUCAUCCGACCUCCUCACAUGUGUCCUCACUGUGAGCUGUGGGUGUCUUUCGCGAAACACGUUUAUUAGUAACAACCGGAAAUGCACUAUUUCGACACUCCCCAAUUGUGCGCAUGCGUGAGUGACGUCACUGACCUGCUUUCUCUCAGUUAAAAACCGUAAUAACUAGUGAGGCUAAUUUCGCAACUUUGGUUAAUCUUGUGUGUUUUACGUACAUGUCGAAAAUGAUAUUUUAAAAUUGGCCAGAAAUAAAACUUUUAUUGACUUUCAGUCAGUAAAAAAAUGAUUUAAUCAAUAACGAUUAUAAAAGUAAAGGAAACAUUAUAAGGUUUCUAACCAGCCCGUAAUAAAUUAAACGCAAGAAAACUUGGAUUUAAAACAAAUUAGAAACUGAAGAUUCCGCCCCCUAAGAAACCGGAAACCGCGCUAGAAAAGUCUCUGGCACCCAGGGUAGCCCCCUGUCUGAAGUGGUAUAAAAUAGUUUUAUCAUUUACAAAACUGAUCUCUCCCUAAGUUAGAUAAGGGGUGUGGAGGGGGAGUAGACUACCAGUAGUCCCCCAUUUUCCCUCGGGAUAGUAGAGCGAGCGAAACGCGAGCGCGCGUUAAAAUCACUAAACGCGAGAAAAGGCGACACGCACUCAUUUUUCUAGACUGCGAGUAGUCUCUCUUUUUCUUCAGAUUUAGUGAGAGCAAUGCACGCGCGCGGGAGCGGCGAAGCCGCGAGACUCUCUCCCCACCGCAAGUCGCCUUUUCUCGCGUGGGGUGAUUUUCACGCGCGCUCGCGUUUCGCGCGCUCUACUAUCCCUGAGGAAAAAUGAGGGACUACUCGUAGUCUAGAGGGGGAGGAGCUAAACUAAUAUUGCAACUUUUUUCACGAUUCAAAGAUUAACGUGUCGACCUGCGGCCGGCAUGAAGCAUCUCCGCCGCACGUAAGUUAAAAAAAAACACGCUGUACCCACGGUUAGAGAAAUAAUAAUUUUACGGCUUUUCAUCAUUCAGUAUGGAUUAAAUCAUUAUUUUCUACCGCUGAACAGGUGUCCAAGACUGAUGAUAUUGCUGGAGAGUUUUAUAUGUUGGACUGGACUUCGGAGGUAGACAAACAUGAAGCUUACAUUGCAGCCUUAGACUAUAUCAUCAGUUUUUACAAAAGUAACUCUUACUUUCGCCAGGACGUCGCACGAUCGACCGCAAAAGUGUUAGGAAAAGAUUCUACAUCAUCUGAGAGUGAAUCAGGUAAGCAAGAGAAGCGGAAUAUCGAUGUUUUAAAAGUGGAAUUAUCUAAACUUUUUCGGUUUCCAUUUCUUGAGUUGUCUUAUCACUUCUCGGUCAAUGGACUUUGAAACACGGAUCCGUUUCUGUUUACACCAAAUCUACGGUUUAAAACCCCUUGCGAAUGGUUGUCGAGGCUUCGACGCACAAUUUCCCAGGAUUCAGGACUAAAGAAACAAAAAAGUUGAGCCAACCGGUGUACAGACUAUGUUAAGAGCAUGAAAAGUGGUGGACUUCCCGCCACAUGAGUAGAUCUCCGUGAUUUAAGCAUUUUUGUUUUUGUGCAUCUGUUUUCUUCCGUUUUUCUCCAGCCAUAAAAUCUUGUCAUUCCUUGCUAUCGUUCGGUUGACUGGCAGUUUACUCGAUUUCUAUGCGUGACCCCAAAAAACGGGGCAGGGGAGAGGUGGAGAUAAACUCAGUACAUGUACCAAGAUUUGCCUUUCGUUGCAUAACGCUUUAAAUACUCUCCCGGUGGGGUACGCAACAACGUUUUAUACGGGGAGGCUCCAAACCCUUACCCUUGUAUAUACUAUUUCUGACAAAAAAGGUGCCCCUUUUGUAUACCUUUUUAUUGACAAAUGCUACCCCUUUCACAUACCUAGUUUACACCUUUGCAUCCCUUUUAACUGCCGUAAAUGAACUGUAUUUACUAUAUAAAUACAGUUGAACCUCCCCUCAAAGGCCUGGUCGUUGUAGACAGAUGGAAAGUGUGAAGAGGUGGCCGUUAGUGGAAGUUGGACUGUAAAUUACAAAUCUAGAAUGUUUUCUCGACUUUUUUUACAGCCAUAAAACGUGACUGUUAGCCCUUUUGGAGCUUUUUACAAACUGAAAUGACAGAUUUCCCUAUCCUUUUAUAUACUUCAACUUCCAAAUUCCAUACCCUUUUAUAUAGCAAUGAUAUAUCUGAAGCCGGAAAAAGGUACCUCUUUUGGGCGGAGCCUCCCCCUAUAGGCCAUUAUAGGAAGGUCCAACCCCCCCCCCCCCCCCCCCCACAGUAUACUCUUCAAUGAAGACUGACCAAGUCCUACUUUUAAACUUUAGAAUCCUCAGAUUCUGAGCUUGAAGAUAACGAAAGUGUGCAAGAAGGAGUUUACUACCUCCUGAAAGAACUAGCCUUCAUUAUCUCCAGCAAAGAGAUGUUCAGAACCGAAAGUGUGGCAGUUAUUUAUCAUCGCAGCUGGCCUGUCUAUGAGAAAUUUGUAAAUGGAGAUUAUGAUGGAAAGCCAAAAGAAGGAUUGGGACUUGCAAUCAUCAACUAUGAUCUAGUGUAA
This is a messenger RNA of Porites evermanni, 3023 nucleotides long. The record is from the annotation of a GenBank genome assembly. NCBI's taxonomy places the organism in Eukaryota, Metazoa, Cnidaria, Anthozoa, Scleractinia, Poritidae.